UACUCUCAUUUCGAGAUGCCGGCAACCGAUUACCAGGCCUCCUUCUUGGGCCGAAUCAGCCUACGGCGGAACCAAGUCAUCGCCAUGGACGGCAACCACGAGCAAGAAGACCUCGAGCUCUUCUCGAAGCACGUCUCUGAGCGUUUCACUGAGCUCUUGUCGCCUCCGGACGACGUCGUUUUCGAUACUCUUCUCUCCAUUUCAUGGCUGCGCAAGCUCCUCGACGUUUUUCUCUGCUGUGAAGCUGAAUUCAAGGCUGUUCUCAUGAUGGGUGAUGAUGAUCACCCAUUUCAGAUCUCUAAACCCCCUCUCGAUCGCUUGAUCCAUGAAUUUCUGGACCGGUCAAUCAAGGCUUUGGACCUCUGUAAUGCCGUCACCAACGGGCUGGACUCUGUCAGGCAUUACCAAAAGCUCGCCGAGAUUGCCGCUUCGGCUCUGGGACAAAAACCAAUCGGCGACGGACAAGCGAGGAGAUCCAGAAAGGCCUUGAAUUCAUUGUUGAUGGCGAUGAGCGUUGACGAUAAAGAAUGCUCCGCCGUGAAAACAACCGAGAGGAGCUGGUCGUUCAGUCGCCUAGCUGUUAAUAAAGACAGAUCCCCUGGUCAUUUGAGACAAGUUGCGAAGAAAUGGUCGGCGGCGAAACAGAUUCAGGCGAUGACUUGGAAUCUCGUUCCGCCGCGAGGGGCGGAGGGUUCCGGUCUGGCUUCCCCUGUUUAUACAAUGAGUGUGAUCAUGGUUUUCGUUAUGUGGGCUUUGGCUGCGGCGAUUCCUUGCCAAGAGAGGAAUGGGUUAUCGGCUACUUAUUUUCCAGUCCGUAAGCAAUGGAGUUGGGAUCAAAGCAUUACCGGGUUACAUGAGAAAAUCGCCGAAGAGUGGAAGGAGAAGGAGAAGAAAGGGGCGGCUGGGUUGUUAUCGGAGGUGCAGAAAAUGGAGAAACUGGUGCGUAAUUUGAUGGAGUUCACUGAUUCUUUUCAGUUUCAUGGAGGGACCGAUGAGAAAGCGGAAGAAGCGGCGGACCAUGCGGCGGAAUUGGCGGAGAUUUGUAAGAGAAUGGAAGAAGGACUGUUGCCUUUGCAGAUGAAGAUUAAGGAAGUGUUUCAUAGGAUUGUACGAAGCAGAGCCGAGUUUCUUCAAGCUUUGAAACAAGGGGGGAAAUCAUCGGCUCCACCUGUGUAAACCAUGCUCUUUUUUAGUUUACAAUUUUUUUUAGGCAAAGGCUUGA
Messenger RNA from Hibiscus syriacus, 1222 nucleotides. RefSeq lists its product as uncharacterized. The record is from RefSeq and is a predicted model, not a curated record. The coding region runs from base 16 to 1176 and encodes 386 amino acids. The transcript has a single exon. NCBI's taxonomy places the organism in Eukaryota, Viridiplantae, Streptophyta, Magnoliopsida, Malvales, Malvaceae.